Molecule: messenger RNA, 360 nt
Organism: Prunus armeniaca (apricot)
Lineage: Eukaryota; Viridiplantae; Streptophyta; Magnoliopsida; Rosales; Rosaceae
Source: the annotation of a GenBank genome assembly
AUGAAGAAAACUUCAUCAGAAGCAGAGAAGGCGUGGAACAACUUGAAGCCAGAUGGGAAAGAAGACCUCCUCUGCCCCAAAACAGAGCACCACCACCCAAAGGAGCCCAUGAAGCUGAAGUUGAGUUCAUCUCAAGAUCAAAGCAAGGCUGAGCCAUGGUUGUUCAAACCAAAAGCUGGAAGUGUGUUCCCGGUGAAGAAGAGGUUAGUGAAGAGGAUGAUGUUUGAUCAAAUUGUGCAAUGUUUUUGCUCUGUUUCAGUUUCAGACAAUACUACUAAUAGGCCUUCUUCAGCUUCUACUUCAAACGCCAACAAGGUCAUCAUCAUCACCAACCAAGUUUACCCAAGCCCACCACCAUAG